UCCCAACCCAAUGGCUGCGAUCUGGAUCUACAUUGGCUGCGCGCUGCUGCUGCUGUGCCUUUGCGCCUCAGCCCGGGCAGCUCCCUCCGUCAGUGACUUGGAGCAACUGGGCGAACUGGAGCGCACGCUCAAGGAGCUGGCCACCUCGGUGCUGGCCAUGAAUGGCGGCAUUGCUGGCAGUGGUGAGUCUGACAUUGGAAGGCCCACUUAUUGGGCUAACCAUAUUCAUUCUGGGCUCUAUUUUUCCAGCGGACGGGGAUUUUACGCCAGCGACUCCUACACAUUUGGCACCCCACAAUCCAUCCAGACACCGACCCAAAACCAAAGACAAUGUCUGCCAGCCUUUGAGGAUGAGGAUGAUCUAUGGUUCCGCUCGUGA
This is a messenger RNA of Drosophila arizonae, 379 nucleotides long. RefSeq lists its product as uncharacterized. The record is from RefSeq and is a predicted model, not a curated record. NCBI's taxonomy places the organism in Eukaryota, Metazoa, Arthropoda, Insecta, Diptera, Drosophilidae.